UUAUCGGAGACGAUGAUUUUUUCCUCUUUUUCCUUCUUCGUUUCUUUCAAUCGCAACUAAGGACUUUUGAAUAUUUUUUUCAGCUGGAUUCGCGUCGAACACAAUUUAUCCGCUCGCGAGCCGAGUGUGUUCGUUUUCCGUCCGAGAUCUCUCAGGAUACGCGUAUCUACAGCGUUCCAAGCGCAAGAAAUGAACAGUUAUCGGAAGAAAGGCUGUUGCGGCACUCUUACCUGCACGAAUUCCAGAACGCAUCCAAUGAGAGAGGUUGUUUUUCAGCGAUUCACGAAAGAUACAUUUUUCCUAUUGGGUAUUGGAAAAAGUGUCGCAACCGUGUCCUACUAACUGAGGCUGCUUCCCGACAAGAAGCACGAGUCGACAUAAGUCUAGUAUCAUCAUUUGUCCCUAUUUCGCAUUUGAUAAAGGAAAGGAUAUCAGAUGAUACAACUAGAUUUGUGUCGACUUGCGUUUUUCGCUGGACCUGAAUGUGUAACGCGGUUGAAUAUGUUUAUUAGUUAAACACCAUUACGGAGAUGAAACAUAACGGGAAGCCCGACGACAACAAAAAUAACAUCGCGUCGACCGACGUCUUUUUAUGAUUGGUAGCGGUCUAUUUAUUAUCUCGCCAACCGGAUCCAUAGGAAAGUUAUCGCCUGCAAUAUUAGCGGCCUGCGCAGCGUUGUCGUCAACGAACAUGCGCGUUUCGCUUCGCGAAGAGGCGUUUUACAGGAGGGAAAAGAGUCGAGCGCGUAUUGUCGGAGAUCGCGAAAGAAUGGACGAAGAACGAAAAACGUCGGAACGUGACAAAGUACAUUGGCGAAGGACCAAUGUGCGCGUCUCAUGUGUCGCCGUCGAAUUAUUCUCGCAUGGUUUUCGAAUUCCGUCGCAUCCCCGCGUAAUAAGCGACGGGCGACACGAUUGUAACUGGUGGCGCGAAAAAUUCGCAAGCGCCACUCGCGCGCCCAUUGGCCGCGUCGCGGCCAAUGGGCGCCGCGCUAGCGGACGCCAUUGCGAAGGGCAGUAGUCUCGGUUUGGUGUCGUUCGCAGUGUGUGUUGUGGGGAAGCGUGUAGUGCGGCCAGUGGGUCUUGUGUUAAAUUUUUUACUUAUUUAUUAGUGGUUAUCUGGUCUUAUUCGUCCGGCGGUCGCGACAAUGUAUCCCGCAGGACAACCUCCCCCACCUGGGCCGUCAACGAGCGGUGGUUCUGUUGGGGCAGCUGGAGCAGCUGCUAGCAGUGUCGCAGCUCCUAGUUCUAUGGGGCUUGUACCCGCACAACAGCCACAUCCUCCUCAAGCAUCAGAACUGCCAACGUUUACAUGCCCUCGGAGACCAAAUAUAGGGCGAGAAGGUAGACCGAUUGGUCUGAGAGCCAAUCACUUCCAAAUUACUAUGCCGCGUGGCUACGUACAUCACUACGACAUUAAUAUACAACCUGACAAAUGCCCUCGGAAAGUUAAUAGAGAAAUCAUAGAGACUAUGGUUCAUGCGUAUACUAAAAUAUUCGGAACUCUCAAGCCUGUGUUUGACGGCAGAAAUAACUUGUACACAAGGGACCCCUUGCCCAUCGGUAGUGAUAAAUUAGAAUUAGAGGUUACACUGCCUGGUGAGGGUAAAGACCGAGUUUUCAGAGUGGUUAUCAAGUGGUUGGCGCAGGUUUCAUUAUUUGCUUUAGAAGAGGCUCUAGAAGGACGAACUAGACAAAUUCCGUAUGACGCUAUUCUCGCUUUAGACGUUGUAAUGAGGCAUUUACCAUCUAUGACAUACACUCCAGUAGGUAGAUCGUUCUUCAGCACUCCGGAUGGGUACUAUCAUCCGUUAGGCGGGGGCAGAGAGGUAUGGUUCGGAUUCCAUCAGUCGGUGAGACCGUCGCAAUGGAAGAUGAUGUUAAAUAUCGACGUUUCUGCCACUGCCUUCUACAAAGCACAGCCGGUCAUAGAGUUUAUGUGCGAGGUGUUGGAUAUCCGAGAUAUCAACGAGCAGAGGAAGCCAUUGACCGAUUCUCAGCGAGUAAAAUUUACCAAAGAAAUAAAGGGUCUCAAGAUCGAGAUAACUCACUGCGGAGCUAUGAAGCGAAAGUACAGAGUGUGCAAUGUUACACGUAAGCCAGCCCAAAUGCAAUCAUUUCCGCUGCAGCUGGAAAACGGGCAGACAGUCGAGUGUACGGUUGCCAAAUACUUCUUAGACAAAUACAAAAUGAAGUUGCGCUUCCCACAUCUUCCUUGCUUGCAAGUUGGUCAAGAACACAAACACACGUAUCUGCCGCUCGAGGUUUGCAAUAUCGUUGCCGGACAACGCUGCAUUAAGAAGUUGACCGACAUGCAGACCUCGACUAUGAUCAAGGCAACGGCACGUUCCGCGCCGGAUCGUGAACGGGAGAUUAACAAUCUGGUUAGGAGGGCCGAUUUUAACAAUGACUCUUACGUACAAGAAUUUGGGCUGACUAUAUCGAAUAAUAUGAUGGAAGUCAGGGGUCGUGUCUUACCUCCGCCCAAACUGCAGUACGGAGGGCGCGUAAGUUCCCUCAGUGGACAGACGAAGCAGCAAGCGAUGCCUAAUCAGGGCGUGUGGGAUAUGCGUGGAAAGCAAUUUUUCACGGGGGUAGAGAUCAGAGUGUGGGCGAUCGCUUGCUUUGCGCCGCAGAGAACGGUGCGCGAGGACGCGCUGCGUUCAUUUACGACGCAACUUCAGAAAAUCAGCAAUGAUGCGGGUAUGCCCAUCAUCGGGCAGCCGUGCUUUUGUAAAUACGCCACCGGACCGGAUCAAGUCGAACCCAUGUUCAGAUAUUUGAAAUCAACUUUCCAAGCGCUGCAGCUAGUUUGCGUUGUACUACCAGGCAAAACUCCUGUAUAUGCCGAAGUGAAAAGAGUGGGGGAUACAUUGUUGGGUAUGGCAACUCAAUGCGUGCAGGCGAAAAAUGUCAACAAAACCUCACCGCAGACGUUAUCCAAUCUCUGUCUCAAAAUAAAUGUGAAAUUAGGAGGCAUCAAUAGCAUUUUAGUACCUAGUAUAAGACCGAAAGUGUUUAACGAACCUGUUAUAUUUCUUGGGGCUGACGUGACCCACCCUCCGGCGGGCGACAACAAAAAACCUAGCAUAGCCGCUGUGGUGGGUAGCAUGGACGCUCACCCAUCUCGAUAUGCAGCGACCGUUAGAGUUCAACAGCAUAGACAAGAGAUUAUCCAGGAACUCAGUUCGAUGGUUAGGGAAUUGCUUGUAAUGUUCUACAAGAGUACAGGUGGAUACAAGCCACAUAGGAUAAUUUUAUAUCGUGACGGUGUCUCCGAGGGUCAAUUCCUUCACGUACUACAACAUGAAUUAACUGCCAUUCGUGAGGCAUGUAUCAAACUCGAGGCUGACUACAGACCCGGCAUAACGUUCAUCGUGGUGCAGAAGAGGCAUCACACACGCCUGUUCUGCGCGGAUAAGAAAGAACAGAGCGGCAAGAGCGGUAAUAUCCCGGCGGGCACGACCGUCGACGUGUGUAUAACUCAUCCGACGGAAUUCGACUUUUAUCUCUGCAGCCAUCAGGGUAUCCAGGGUACAUCGAGACCGUCUCACUAUCAUGUUCUUUGGGACGAUAAUCAUUUCGAGAGUGACGAGUUACAGUGUCUCACGUAUCAACUGUGUCACACUUACGUCAGAUGCACAAGAUCCGUCAGUAUACCAGCACCGGCGUAUUACGCUCAUCUAGUAGCAUUCCGGGCCAGGUAUCACUUGGUCGAGAAAGAGCACGACAGUGGGGAAGGAUCUCAUCAGUCGGGCUGCAGCGAGGACAGGACGCCCGGCGCGAUGGCACGGGCGAUCACGGUUCAUGCCGACACAAAACGAGUUAUGUAUUUCGCAUAAUUCCGUUUUCUUUACGAGUCGAGCCACCCUUACGGAUGCCGGUCGGUCUUCAACGCGAGAGAAGAGCCUCGACGCACCGCAACGGUGGCUCAGUGACGGAGCUCGCCGGGGAACUUCAUCGGGCAGCGCGGAUCCAGUGGCAGCCGCGCGCGCGAUCGUAGCGCGUCGCGUUACAAAGUGUGUCAUCUCUAGACUAUUAACGGUUAUUAACGGUUAGGGCAAUUCUCUCGAGUGGUCAGUUUUCUUGUGUACUUUCUUUUCUUUCCUAUCUUCCAUUUUUCUUCUUUCUUUUUUUCUCUCCCCCCCUCCCUUUUUUUAACCUUUCUGUUUUAAAGUCGCAAGGAGUCCGUGUGACAGUUUAUCGGAUCGAAUUGUGUGCACACGCACUCGUUUUUAAUCGCGCAUGUAGGCGCAACGGCGAGUUUUCGAUAAAGAUUACGAACAUUGUGUAAUGUACAGAUCGAGUUUUUACGAGAGGUGCUUUUAAGUUAAACGUAUUUCUUUUAGAUUAGGUUAAGGACGUUUUGCAGCUUGACCGGUGGAAAGUCGUCGGUCUUGUAGUCGAACUAAUGCGGAAGGUACUAGCAGACUUUGACUAUGUUAGACUAAAAGACACACAAGGUGAAAUCAGCUGCAAUGCGCAUAUUAUUACGCUUAUUUUUUUUCCUUUCAUUUUAGUAAGGAAAUUAAUUUCUCCUGGCAUUUGUGCACAAAUGCAGGAAAGACCGGACGCGGUUUUUACACGAACUCAUCAGAACAUGAAGUCAGAACAACAACAAUAAUAUAUAUAUAUAUAUAUGUAUUUAUAUAUAUAUAUAUUUUUAUAUAUAUGCAUAUAUAUAUGAAUCGCUAUUCGCGAGGCUGUUAUAUCUUGUUGCAUGUGUAUAGUUAUCGUUUCUCGAACGAGAUAAUUUACAUUCUGUAAGUUUUAGAUCUCCAAUUAUGCUGUGUAGAUUGGCAUAAAACAAUCGUCAUACUUGAAAAUAUUUCCGACUGUGUACUAUGCCGAGAUAGUGCUCGUGACGUAUGUGUAUGUGGUAACUAGAUUUACUGCUGAAUAUUUACAUCAUCUAUAUGUAAAUUCAUGAGUAGAAUUUUAUCGAUGGAGAGGAAGAAAGAAAUAGAAAAAAAAAUAGGAAAGGUCGACCACGUCAAGCUGCAAAUUGUCGACGAGUAGGACGCGAAUGAGCCGAAAUAAGCUGUAAAUGCUAUAAAAUGCCAACAAAUACAAGCCCUUGGCCAAAGUAAGUUAGGGAUCUGUUAGAGUAAAUCGAAGUGAUCGAACCCUAUUCAUUAAUUUGACUCAUAAUAACAACUGUCAACGUGAUGCCUUCUUCUAGACCCGAGAAAGUGAAUCACGAGAAUCACGUCGUGCCACACUGCUCUGCUGCACUAUAAUGCCGUUUAUCUUUUAUACAACGCACUUUUAAUCAGUCUAAAUCUAAUGUCAUUUGGAGGCAAUCCUGAAGUUAUAUCCUGCGAAGGACCCACGUAACAACACCAAUUCAUGCGUACACUUUGAAGUAAGCAGCGGAUAGUGAGUAAGAAGGGACGUAACUUUGUACGGAGAGAAAGAGACCCAUAUAUUAGUAAAUGUAAAAAAUUGAAAAGCGUUAUAUAUAUACACACAUAUAUAUGUAUAUAUAUAGAAAGAUAGAGGUGAAGAAAGAGAGAAAGAGAAAGAGAACAUUGUCGCUAUCUGUGAAUUAUAAUUCCGUAGCCUUAAACUGUGGAAAAUAUUGAGGUUUUAAUGCGAAUUAAGCGCUCUCAAUAUAAUUUUUUUUUUUUUUAAUAUAAUUUAAUAUACCGCACUCCGCCUCUCCCUCGCCACUUUUAUGCCCGCCCUCCCCCCGUCUGGGGGUUAGGAUGUACAUUUUAUUCUACUCACUUUAGUUUCUUAUUGCGCGUUAUCGUAUUGUACACUUUGCACACAGCUCUUCAUCUACGCUUAUGUCGACUAUUAAUGAUGCUCAUAUUAGCAUAGCAUAGCAUGUAUUAAAACUUAUCUGUGUUAAAAUGAGCGGGAGUAUCGAGAAUGAAAGUAAAGUGAAAAAAAAAAAGGUGUCCGAUUUCGGUGUGAGACGAUCGGAGCGUUGUCUGUUUAAACGAGAGAUAAUUAUGAGAACGUAAAUGAAAUUUACAUGGCAUUAGAUCUGGGCUGAUGUCAAGGGCCCUUAAUGCAGUGAACCUCAAUGCAAUGACCUGGAAUGUAAUGCAAACCUCCACGCCUACAAUACCUACUAACAUACAUAAAUAGAACGAAACCUGGACAAGUGAGAGAUAUAUGAAUCAAUAUCAAAUAUGGUAACGAAUAAUGUGGAACAUAAAAUGUAACAUAGAAUAAGCUAUGUUUUAUUCGACGCAUGCGAAGGAAAAUUUUAAAGUUCUCGUAUUUUUACUCUAUAUACAUAAUAUAUACAUAUAUAUAACGUGUUCUAACGAAUCCGAUGCUUCAAUCAAACAAAUCUCUCACCACAAUCCUCUAUGUAAUAAUGACAUUGACAAGUAGCAUUACAGUAUACCGAAAUUUACGAGCCUUGCAAGCAUCUCUGACUGUAUAAUGAUGAAAUCAGUUUUUCUAGAUAGAACGUAGCAUAUAAUUACUAUCGGUAUUAAUUAUCGAUAUUAAUUACUGAUCAUGGCGUAACGACCGAUUACGACGACCGUCUUUGCUAUUAUUAUUAUUAUUAUUAUUAUUAUUAUUAGAAUCAUUAAUAUACUAAGAUUCUUGUAUGAUGAACACGGGUGAGUUUAGGUGGGACUUUUCUUCGUUGCAAUCAUGAUUUUAACGAUUUCGUAGAUCAGUAUUAGUAAAAGAUGUGCUUACCCGGAGAGAAUUCUCGGGAAUACCAUGUUGCUGAUAACUAUAAUCGAUGACUAUAACCGACGACUAUCCAAACACUUACGCGAGAAGUUGACAAAAAUACUUCCUCUCGAUUGUAUUAAUGAUUCUAAUGUUUUAGGCUUACAAGUGAUGCAUAUAUAUAAUAAUGUUAAUAUUAUCUCCGAAAGUAAAGAGGACUCGAACUACCUUUAAUAUAUUUAUUCUAGUUGUAUAUAUAAAUUUAAGUCUGUACACUCUGUGCGGACUGGUGGCUACUUACAAGUUAUCACCUUGGGAAGGUAUCGGAAGUGACGUUUAUGAAUAAAAAUGGAGUGCAAAUUAAGUAAGGCUUUCAACUUUCGACAUCGGCGCGAUCGAGCGAGCAUUCACGUUGUAAUAGCUUGGCUGUAAUCGGAAUUGAACAACAUAACUGUUCGCGACAAUAUAGCGGUAAGAGGAAUUAGUGAACGAUGUAGCGAGUCUAGACUGGCGCCAAAAAAUCCGAACAUACAUGAACCGAAUACAUGUGUAAGAGAUGUACGCGAAACCGUAGGUAUAAUGUAGCGCAGGCCUGCGGCCGGUUUGCAUUUUUCCAUGGUUAUCGCUAACUGCCAUCCUCACUCCUCUCCUUUUAUAGCAUUUAGACUCCUCUUGGAGACGUAAGACGCUCGAUCUCAGGGAGGGUAUUAAACAUUGAGCAGCGAGUGGGCCGACAUUCGCCAAACUCCGUACGAUUUCAAGCUGACACCAUCCCUUGCGUCUCCGAGAGGAGUGGGGAUGGCAGUCGGCGGUAAUCAUUGAUCUGUUCUUUAUAGAUACCACUGCUGAAUUGGCGCGAUAAGUUGAAGUGAGAAAACGUAUACUUGUCUCACUUCAACUUAUUGCAUUCAGCAGUUCAGCAGUAUGCAGCUAUAAAUAACAAACCACAUGGAAAAGCGCAACCGGCCGCAGGCCUGAUGUAGUGAGAAAGAAAACAAAAGAGAAAGGGAGUGAAGGAAAGACGAUUAUUCGCCGUUAAUUAGCUCUUAUUCGAUAUUAUUCGCGUUGUUGAAGUUGUACCAGAUGUCCUAGUGCGCGAGAACAAGUUUACAUAUUAGUAUAUACGUAUUAGUAAAUUAUAAAUCAUUCAGUGCUCCGCUAAUGAGGCCAUACAGAUCUAUAAAAAUAAUAUUCAUAUACAACAUAUACAUGUGUGUGUAUAUAUACAUACAUAUAUACAUGUGUGUGUGUAUAUAUAUACAUAUAUACGUAUAUAUAUAUACAUAUGCGCAGUAUAAAGUGCGUUAAAACGCGAUAGAUGAGUAUUUCCAGAAGCAUUGAUAACGAAUUGAAACAGAUCAUCGCCGGAUUAUUUUCCGUACUUGCUUGUAUCUUCAUGUAAAACUACGUGUGUCAAGGAAACUCUAAAGCGACCAAUUAUUUCUUUUCUUUUUUAAACGUAAUAUGUGAUAUAUUUUUCUUUACACGGAGAGAGAGAUAGAUUCUCCGUUGACGUGCGUGUAAGAGCACGAAGUGGACACUUGGCGAAAUAUUUCAUAUUUACAGAUAUUCUGACAUAAAACACAAUAUCUCGUCAAAUAUUCGCCUUUUGUCAGCCUUGCUUUUGUACUUUUGCUCUCGGACGACAAGAAUCAAUUGAUGUACCUGUUCUUUGUACGAGUAAGUAAUGCACAACUGCAUUUUUCCUUAAAUACAGCUGUUUUUUUUUUUUCCUCGACAUCGAUGAUGAUUCUCGACAUUCAGUGUAUCUGUCAUCGAUAUUUGUGGAGAUGCUCACCUGUCGCGCUGUCCUUAUCCUGCGUUAUCUUGCUAAGGCAAAAUCGUGAUUAAGGCAAAAAUUCUUGAUUAUUAUAAGGCGAUUUGCCUUUUGAGGUGAAAUAAGCAGCUAGAAUAAUGUAUAAUUGGCGGGAAUGAAUACCAAAAUGAGACGAGGAAUCACGCAUUUCGCUUACCUCGUUUUGCGACUAAGAACAUAAGAACGUAUUACUAUGCAAGGCUACUUCAAUUCGUUGCGCUCUUCUUUCUCUUGGUCGUAGAUUGCUCGACACGUAACCGUAGCGUUUGAAUCUUCUACGCGAAUAUUUUAUCAAAGGCCGUGGAAAGUUUUGACCUUCUCAUAGCUUAACACAUUGCUACGCUAUGUAUUAAGAUUAAGCCUCGUCGGAAUAAUAUAAUUUCAUAAUCGAGUCUUUCGUGAAAUAUUCGUUAAGAAAAUACCAACAGGUCGUAGAUUUGCCGAGAAACCUACAAUCAAGAGAAACCGCGUGUCUUCGAUUAUAACAUGUAUACGUUGAAACCUUUUUGAUAAUUUGUUUCCUUGUUUCUAGAUAUUUUUUUUUUUUUAAGUUCUACGUGAUCACACACGAUAAAGGCAACAGGAUUUACGUUUCGGUGAUUAAUAUACGGAGAAAUGUGUUAAAAAUUGCUGUGUAUGAAGCCCGUUAAAAAUUGCGAUGUAUGUGCCCGGUAUUAGAAAAAAACUCGCACGUUUUAGAUAUUGUGUAUUUAUAUCUGACGCGCUCUUUUAAAGUGGAGGAGCGUUGCGACGCCAAAAAAAGAAUUAUGCGAACUUUGUCAGGCGACGGCAUUUAUAAUUAAUGACGAUUUUACUAUAGACGAUGUAUAAAGGAAGUAAUUCAGUAUAAAGCGAGUAACUCAGUAUAAAGGAAGUAAUUAUCAGGAACAGAAGUGCACUAUAGUAAGAAGUGAAAUAUAGUAAAAGUGAAGAGCUGUAAAUUAAAUAGUUAACUUCGUGUCGCGUAAUAUUUAAUAUAAGAAAAAUAAUUUAUAUUUGUAUACCUAUAUAUAAAUACACAUUCACAUUCGCAUAUACAUUCGUACACACACAUACACACACAUAUAUACAUAUGCGUACGUUUUUAAGUUGAAAUGUUGAAAUGCACGUAAUACAGAGAGUCGCCCAAUCGCGUUCGCUAACGCGGAUCUAUCCGAAUAACACAUAUUAUAAACAAUACCCUCCUACUGAACCUAGUGAACUGGUGAACUUAAAUGCCCGAUUUUGCAGAACCGUAUUUUACAGAGCUUUACGACUUAUAGAUAUAUAUGUAUAAAUAUAUACACACAUACACAUACAUGCGCGCGCGCAACAUUAUUAACUUUUACUGAUAGUAAGUUAUUUUAUCUCGAAAGGACGAAUGCGUACUUCUACUUUCGGCGUCGCCGUAUAAUCGGAAGCAACAAGCAACGGUCGAACAGAAUUACGGGUUUUCUCGUUCAAAAUUGUCAUUAACGCCAUUGAUUCUCUACAAUGUUAUUUUCGCAAUCGUGCACAUUUAUAUUACGUUUUGUUAUUACUAAUACAAAUUUGCGAAUUUACAUCCACUUUGUUUUCCCUCAUACGAAUGGUACAUGCGUGUAUUAAGCUUUUGCUUUUUGAAAUUGAUAGGGAAAUAGGACAGAACGAUCACACAUAUUGCCGAUAAUAUUGCUAAAUCAAGAAAUGUUCCCAUUACCCGUGUCGGUGAGCUUUGAAGAUUGAGAGGAGGGACAAGGUGAAGUUUUAGUUACUAAAACGAAUCAAUACAGUUCCGCUAUAUCGUUCGCAGCGCGAAAAUAACGAGUCGCGUCGAGUGAGCGUGAAAAUCUGCCGAAUAAAUCGCUCUGAUAAAUACCUUUUUCUUACCAUUUGCACGCGAAUAUUUACGACAGUCAACAACCGGCGAAUAAAACAGGUGAUGCGCGAGUCGAAGGUAGAAGAUACUGUGCGGUCCUUUCGAAUUUGCGCGACCCGAUUUAUCGGUAGAAUAAAACCGAAAAGGUACUUUAUAACGACAGGAAUGUACGACCUUUCUCGUGAACGUGCGGACAAGGAUUGACUUUAUUGUAAGUUUGCUACCACUUAUUAAGCCGCGUGCAACGCGUCACGCUCGCGAAGUCCGAAUUAGAUUUCGAAGUGUCAGCUUUAAGAGAGUCAGCGUCCAACUCGGACGAACGAUCAAUAUUAGCGUUUCACAAUAGCGUUUCGCAAAUAGCUAACGUGACAUACAGAGGUUGCGUGGUUUACUGCGUAGUACGUAGCAUUUAAGGGCUCUGUAGGUUAACGUUGUCUGUACCAUUUCUUUUUCCGGGCGUCUCUACAUGAAUAUUAUAUGCUGUGCCGACCAAUGAGUUAGUGUCACGAGUGAGCCUGGUUGAGAGAUAACGUGGGAUUGCUUGGUCGUGUCCUUACGUGACGAUGACUAACGAUCGCUGAGAUCGGAGUAACCACUCUGAUUAGUGAUCUAGCACCGUUGUAAAAGUAACGCUUUAUAGGCUUAAGUUCGACCGUCGGUUGUCUGCCGACGAAAUGACAAGAAUGAAGCUCGUCGUUGUCGUCGUCGUAAUCAGCGAAUUUAUUUAGCCUUGAUCAUUCAGCUGAGGGAUCGCGCGCUUUCCCUCUUGUCUCUCUUCCCCGUAACGUGUUAUUUCGACAAUAUCGCGCGCUUCGUCAGUGAUCUCGAGACCCCCCACCCCCCCGAAAUGCCAAUCUUCCUUCCCAAAGGAUGUCACACGCUCGAAGCACGAUUUCGUCGGGACGACUUGAGAGAUUCGUCGAUCUGAUCGUUUUCGUGCUUCGAGCGUGCUUCAGCGCUAAAGCACUGUAGGCACGAAUUAGCGUUAUUAAAGUAAAGCGAGCGUUAAAGAGAAGCAUUGAAGCGAAGGAGAAGAGGAAACGACCGGUCGUUCGACGGGUAUUUACAUUUAAGCGACUUUGUGGAUCGGUAUGUAUGCUUCAUUUCUGCGAAUGAAGUAACUAGACGUAGCUGCGUUUCCCGAGUGAUUCGCACGGUGGAAAUCGAGCGAGCGAUGUAUCUCUCACCGUUCCGUCGAAAAAAACGUCAAUGGGGCAUUAAUGGAUUCCUUUCGUUAGACUUCAACAUCGACGGAUGUUUCGCAUUUCCAUUGCAAACCAUAUCAAUCGCGUGUGUUAAUCCACGAAAUCCACGUUAGCCUAGGCCACCGACCGAAAAAUUUCACUUUAGAAUAUGUUAUUACACAGCGACAGUCAGAAUCGACGUGUGUAUCGAAAACGCGUUUUUUCGAUUCCCUCUUCUUUUUUGUUAUACUCAAAUAAAAUAUAUAUGUGAAAAUG
Dinoponera quadriceps is the source of this 11758-nucleotide messenger RNA. It is a transcript of the gene AGO1, whose product is annotated as protein argonaute-2. The transcript is spliced from 12 exons. NCBI's taxonomy places the organism in Eukaryota, Metazoa, Arthropoda, Insecta, Hymenoptera, Formicidae. Bases 1149 to 3842 code for a protein of 897 amino acids. The record is from RefSeq and is a predicted model, not a curated record. Gene Ontology annotation, molecular function: RNA binding; protein binding.